Durusdinium trenchii is the source of this 579-nucleotide messenger RNA. Lineage: Eukaryota; Dinophyceae; Suessiales; Symbiodiniaceae. The record is from the annotation of a GenBank genome assembly.
AUGAGAGCUGGGCAAUGGCAACAGGCCCUGAGUUUGUUUCGUUCAAUGCGUUCGAUGCGUUCGACGGAUGCUCUGGGCUAUUCCUUGGGCGUCAGCGCUGCCGAGCGUUUGACACGGUGGGCUGAAGCACUCAGCCUGCUGGAGGCAAUCUGGCAUAAUGAGCUACCUUUGAGUCGAAGGAGCUACAACGCCUGCCUGAGCGGCUGUGGAAAGAGCAGUGAAUGGCGCAAGACCUUGAGGCUGCUGAGUGGCAUGGCUUCCUCUCAUUUGCAACCCGACGUGAUCAGCUUCAGCUCGGCGAUCAGUUCCUGUGAGAGGGCUGCUGCAUGGCAACAUGCUGUCAGAGUCUUUGACCAGAUGCUCCAAGCCCAGAUCCAAGCUGAUGCUCUCAGCUACUCUGUACACAGUGGGGCGUCUUCCACUGCUUCAGCACCAACCGAUACCCUCUUCGUUGGACAGGCGCUGGUCGAGCAGCCCAGUCCAAGCACAGGCGAUUCCAGCGAGGCCAACGAGCGCUCCGCAUCCUCGAGCAGUCGAGGAGAAGAGCUUAGCUGCGCUGAACGCGAGGCAUGGCAAUGA